UAAAUAAAAUAAAUUUAUUGGUUUUUGUUUUAAAAAAAAUGGCGUUUAAUACAAACGUCAAAACUCUUUAUUAUUUUUAUUUUAUUUUAAUAAUAUGUUCAACAUUUUUAAUUAGUCCAAGUGAUUGUGUUAAAUUUUCGUUUGGUCGCUCAAAAUCACGUUCAAAAGGAAAUACACAUAGUGGUGGUUCAUCCAGACCACGACCAUCCUCAAGCAACCAUGAAAAUACAAGGUUAAGUUACGGUCCAGAUUCACAUAGCCCACCCAGUAGUCAUCCAUCAUCACACGUUGGAUCACCAUCACAUGUUGGAUCACCAUCACAUGUUGGACAACCUUCACACAGUAAUCCAACGAUUAAUAAGGCACCAACAGGUUUUGGACAGCCUUCACACAAUUAUCCAUCGCAUAAUCAGCCCCCAACAAGUUUUGGACAAUCACAUAAUAAUCCAGUACAGAACAAGCCGCCAACUAGUUUUGGUAGCCCACCAGCAUAUAAUCCUGGCCAUGCACCUCCAUACCCCCCUCCAGGUGGUAUAGGUUCAAAUCCUUCAAGCUUCGGUAGCCCUGGUGGAAUUCGACCCCCACCAGGUCAUGUAGGAGCACCGUCAUCAUAUGGACAAGGAAGUCAUGCCUAUCCUCCACCCCCGUUACCUCAUAAUACAAAUACAGGAAGUCAUGCUGGACAUGUCGUGCCACCUCCAUCACAUAUUGGAGGAAGUCAUGCAGCUCCAAACGCACCACCUCUUCCAGUUAAUACGAAUCAAAGACCAAUUGGAUUCCAACCACCACCAACUGGUAACAAAUAUCCACAAGGACCACCAGCUUAUCAAACACACCAACAAGGUUCACAUGCUCCACCACCACCUCCAUAUAAUCCAUCAUACCAUGCUCCAGCUAUGAAUCAUCCACCUGCAUAUAAUAGCCCUGCUUACCAUGCAUCCCCAUCUUAUCAUCCACCUCCAGCAUAUCACCCUCCAGCCUAUCAUCCACCAGCAUAUCAUGCACCACCUUAUACUCCUCCCGCUUACCAUCCACCAAGCUACCAACCACAUUAUGGUGGAGGAUACGGUGGUGGAUAUGGAGGAGGUUAUGGCGGCGGUGGAUAUGGAGGAGGUGGAUUUGGAGGAGGCGGAUUUGGUUCACCGUCUUACUUUGGGGGAAGUUCAUAUGGACGUCAAUCAUCUGGAAUUGGAGGAAAUAUAUUGUCCGGUAUUGGUGGAGCUGUUGCUGGUGUUGCAUUAUGGGAAUUAGUGAGAAAUCAUAACAAUUACAAUGUACAUCGUGUAAAUACACAAUCAUAUGAUAGAGGAUAUGCUGAUCGUGUCCAAAAUCCAAGUGAUAUUAAAGCUGGUGACACUUACAUUGUUACUCCAAAUAACGUGCCAUGUAACAUUACCGAAAAGAAAACACCGACAGGCCGUGAAAUGUAUAUUGAUUGUAAAUCACCAGACACAUUCAAUGCUACAGUGAUUUUACCAAGCAACAGUACGGCUUCAAUACCUUGUACACCGGGUAGCAAUGGACAAGGCUGUGUUGGCAAAAUAGAAAUACCUGAUGCAAAACUUCAACCUGUGAACUUUGAUAUUGUGAAUGCAACGGCAUUAUUGGAAAGCCAUUGUAAAAAUAUAACAAAUGAAAAGGCAGAAGUAAUGCCACCUGAAUGUUAUACAAUAUUCCAUCCAUUAGCACCUGAAGUAAAACAACCUCCGCCAGAGUAUUGGAACGGUUUCUGUCAGAAUCUUGCAUUGUAUUUACAAGUGAACAGUACAGUAGCAAACGAAACAUUUAUUCCUCAAGAAUGUAACGAUAUCUGGUAUCCACCAACAUAUUGGGAAACCUAUUGUACAUCAUUACAAGUACGAUUAAACGGUACAAUUGAUAAUUCAACGGUUAUUCCACCACAAUGUUAUAAAUUAUGGUAUCCACCAUCAUAUUGGAAAUCGUUGUGUGCUAAUUUAACUGCAAGUGGUGAGAAAAUGAAAAAAGAAGAUAUUCCACAAGAUUGUUACAAUUUAUGGGGUUGGGAAGAUUAUUGUUACAACGUAUCGGUCAAUUUAAAAACAACACCAAAUAUAACAGUACCACAAGAAUGUUAUGACAUUUGGUAUCCAGAUAAAAAUAAUACGACUAUUACAAGUACAAAUGCUGCGACAGUGAAUGCUGAAAACGGUUCACCAGCAAAAUUAGGAACUGGAGAGAAAAGAACGGGUGAAUUACAAAUAACCGAAAGUAAAAGCAGUGGUACCACAACAUCAUCAACUUUAAUAUCCAUUUCAACGUUUAUAAUACCUUUAUUUUUAUUUUAUUUUAAAUGAUUUUAAUAAAUUUGUUAUAAAUGAAAAGUUUUAUUUUUUUUAAAUAAGUAAUGAAAAGUUUUUAAGCAAACAUCUUGCCUUCAUUUCAAAUAUAGCUUAUUUCUAAACAUAUUUUUCUAUUGUUAUACUUAAAAAAAAAAUUAAUAAAAAAUA
Molecule: messenger RNA, 2468 nt
Organism: Chrysoperla carnea
Lineage: Eukaryota; Metazoa; Arthropoda; Insecta; Neuroptera; Chrysopidae
Exons: 2
Coding region: 39-2315 (758 amino acids)
Source: RefSeq, a predicted model, not a curated record